CUCCCGGCCACAAGGGGUCGCCGCUGAGGCAACGCUGGCCCUCAACUCUCGCGAGAUCUGUUACUCUGUCGUGAAAAGUGUGUGUGGGUGGGUGCAAGAUCUCGCGAUAUUCCGAGAGACCCCUCCUGUAGUUCUGCACCGCCGCUUCCUGAAACGAGAGAGGCAGUGGAGCGCUGCACGAACCGGGACCAGAAGCGAACCCGCCGAGCCGAGCCGAGCCCAGCCCAGCCCGCACCCAGCCCGCAGCUCCUGGGGAGACACGCCGCCGCGCACCCCCGCUCGAUAGUGACACAGGCCGCGUAGCCUCGGGCUCGAGUACCUCGCUUCCCCGGGACUGAUCCCCCAGGCCACAGCCUCUGUCUGGGUGACAGGGAUACCGCUCUGUUUAGAAUAAUUUACAAGUGAAGGGGUUUUUGGUUGUUUCUUUUGGUGAUAGCAUAAUGUUGUUUUUCAAAGCACGGUUUAGUUAAAAAAAAAAAAAUAAUAAUAAUAAUAAUAAUAUUAUAUUAUUGUUUUUUUUUUUUUUUUUAAAGGGCGCUUCUGUGAAAAACAGGAGUAUUAUAGUGUGGCGGAGAGGUCUGUUUGUUUACAAACAGUGCAUUUUGUGAAUUAAGAUUGAAAGCAAAAAUUCCAGUGAAGAGUGAUUUCUCGUGUCGUGACACCUUUGUAAGCAACGCGUGAUCGAGUCGUACCCUGAAGAGGUCUCUGUCAGGAGAGCCAAGCUGAGCACUGGUGUGCUGUGGGGGGGUUGACUGACCCCGGUCAAGUUGCAGAAAAUCAAGUACAAUUAAUAAAUGAGUCGCACUGCGUUAUUAACAUUGUUAUAAAUACAGAAAUUUUCCGGAGCCACGAGAAUUUAAAAAAAUAUCCGCAGCAUCGAUUUAACAACAAAGAAUAUAGAUAUAGAUAUAUAUCUAACACGAGAAGCACCGGGCUCGCUGCAGAGAUGCCUGCGAAGAGGAAACCGGUACCCCCGGCCUUAAACAUCACCCCUUCAGCGGGGGAAGGAACGCCUCCGACAACCUCGAUCGAAGCCGCCUCCGAGGCUAACCUGGAGGCCCUGCAGAAGAAGCUGGAGGAGCUGGACCUGGACGAGCAGCAGAAGAAGCGUCUCGAGGCGUUCCUCACGCAGAAGGCCAAGGUGGGUGAGCUGAAGGAUGACGACUUCCACCGGAUCUGCGAGCUCGGUGCGGGCAACGGGGGCGUGGUCACCAAGGUGCGACACAAACCCUCGGGGCUCGUCAUGGCCAGGAAGCUCAUCCACCUGGAGAUCAAGCCUGCGAUCCGGAACCAGAUCAUCCGGGAGCUGCAGGUGCUGCACGAGUGCAACUCCCCCUACAUCGUGGGCUUCUACGGGGCCUUCUACAGCGAUGGGGAGAUCAGCAUCUGCAUGGAGCACAUGGACGGCGGCUCUCUGGAUCAGGUACUGAAGGAAGCCAGGAGAAUCCCGGAGGAGAUCCUUGGAAAAGUCAGCAUAGCGGUUCUCCGAGGCCUGGCCUAUCUCAGGGAGAAGCAUCAGAUCAUGCACAGAGAUGUCAAGCCCUCCAAUAUCCUGGUGAACUCUCGCGGGGAGAUCAAGCUGUGUGAUUUCGGGGUGAGCGGGCAGCUCAUCGACUCCAUGGCCAACUCCUUCGUCGGGACCAGGUCCUAUAUGUCUCCGGAGCGCCUGCAGGGGACGCACUACUCUGUGCAGUCGGACGUGUGGAGCAUGGGCCUGUCCCUGGUGGAGCUGUCGAUCGGGCGCUACCCCAUCCCCCCGCCCGACGCCCGCGAGCUGGAGGCCGUGUUCGGCAGGUCGGUGGGGGCCGGAGCCGACGGAGCCCCCCCCAGCACCUCCCCCAGACCCAGACCCCCCGGCAGGCCUGUGAGCGGCCACGGGAUAGACAGCCGCCCCGCCAUGGCGAUUUUCGAGCUGCUGGAUUACAUCGUCAAUGAGCCUCCUCCCAAACUUCCGCACGGAGUCUUCACCCCGGACUUCCAGGAGUUUGUCACCAAAUGCCUCAUCAAGAAUCCUGCAGAGAGGGCUGACCUGAAGAUGCUAAUGAACCACACAUUCAUCAAGCGCUCCGAGGUGGAGGAGGUUGACUUUGCCGGCUGGUUGUGUAAGACGAUGGGACUGAACCAGCCCAGCACCCCGACCCGCACUGCAGUGUAGAGGGGCAGCAAGCCGGCCACGGGGAGGGAGGCGCUCAGCUGCCCUGUGUCUGUCUGUCUGUACAGUGCUAGGAUCCACCACUCCUUCUCCUCCUCCUUGUUACUCCUCCCCAGCCCCAGCAAGUUGCUCAUUCUUUCAUUCUUUCUUUCUUUCUUUCUUUCUUUCCUUCCUUUUCAGGCAGUCGAAAUAUGUCUGUCAUUUAAAUUUAUUACGUUUCUUUCCGUGGCUCUAAAUUCAACAGCGUUGAGCGUUUUUGUAAUAGUUAUGGGUGAUCCAGCUGUAGUUGACGUUCUCUCAAGCCAGUCUGUCCCCCGUGCUUGUCCCCCACCGGGUGCGAGGAAGCGGGCUAGUGCCGAUGGGGACCCUCCUUUUUAUUCAGAACUUUUCUCCUGUUCUGUGUAAAGUCCGGAACAGGCAGGCUUGAGGCAGAUGUCUCUGCUGCGUCUCUCUCUCUCUCUGUCUGUCUCGUUUCAGUGCUGGUGUGUUGUGUGUUCUCUCCCUCUCAGCGUGAGCUGGGUUGUACUAUCUUAGUGUGGUGGGGUGGGGUGGUGGGUGGGGGGGGGGGGGGGUGGGGGGGGGGGGGGGGGGGGACUUGAGCUCUUGUACAGAAAGGGGUUUGCACUCCCCCACCCCCACCUCACCGACCCGCAUCUUCAGACAAGUUCAUCAAAACAAUAAGUUGAGAGUGAGGUUCUAGCGCAGACGCCUGAUAAUCUCUCCUAGCGCGGGACAGUCUGCUUGUCUGACCACAAACAAACCUCUUUAACUCAUGGAAUGUUUCUUGGGUUUAAUUAUCUUGCUGUUUCAUUUUUUUUUCCCCACCCCACUUCAUUGUUUUGAUCUGGGUGUACUUACCGUUUUUUGAUUUUUGUAACGACAAUAUCAGAGUGUGAAUCCGCCUCGACGAAAAUCACAACAAAAACGUGCAUCAGACUUUUUUAAUUUCAUUUUUUGACAAGUAAAACGUAGAUUGAAUGUAUAAUUUAAGUAAAGUGUUAAAAAAUAAUAAUAAUAAUAAUAAUAAUAAUAAUAAUAAUAAUAGUAAUAAUAAGGUGGUGAUUUCUGUUCUUGUCUGUGGUGUGAAGCAGUGCUCUGUGUUUUGACUCUCGAAGUGGAGGUGAUGAACAGGGCCGGGAUCGUUCUUGUUUUUCGGUUCCAUUUGAAAGUCAAGUUGAUGUUUUCGAGACGUCUCCAGUAAUUGUUGCUGCUUGUUCCGCUGCUUCCAUCUUCAGUUCCAGUCAUUGGCUGUCGCUGUGAGGGAUGUCCUGGAAUUGAUUAAAAAUGGGAUUUUCGGAACAGAUUCUAAAAAACUGGAAUUGAGAAACCGGAAUUGUCCUGAGUCCUGGACGAUGACUCUUUGUGUCCAAUCCUGUGUGAUUCAGGAUCAAGUGCUUUUAGCGAGUCUCGCAUGUGGGACGGCUUUCCCCUCUCCUCCCUUUUUUUAAAAGGUUUUUGUUUUCUGUUUACCCCCCCCCCCCCCCCCCCCCCCCCCCCCUUUGCUGUGCUUGGAUUUCAAAGGGUUACUGAAACAUUGUUUGUAAAAGGUGUUGUUUUUUUUUUUUUUUUUUUUUUUUCCCCCGAUAUUGGUAAUAAAUGGCACUUUACAUCGCAACAAAAAAAGAAA
Molecule: messenger RNA, 3779 nt
Organism: Polyodon spathula (Mississippi paddlefish)
Lineage: Eukaryota; Metazoa; Chordata; Actinopteri; Acipenseriformes; Polyodontidae
Gene: map2k2a
Product: mitogen-activated protein kinase kinase 2a
Exons: 11
Coding region: 947-2155 (402 amino acids)
Biological process (GO): protein phosphorylation
Molecular function (GO): protein kinase activity; ATP binding
Source: RefSeq, a predicted model, not a curated record